This is a messenger RNA of Botrytis porri, 5128 nucleotides long. RefSeq lists its product as uncharacterized. NCBI's taxonomy places the organism in Eukaryota, Fungi, Ascomycota, Leotiomycetes, Helotiales, Sclerotiniaceae. The record is from RefSeq and is a predicted model, not a curated record. Gene Ontology annotation, biological process: protein localization to kinetochore; mitotic spindle assembly checkpoint signaling; mitotic sister chromatid biorientation. The transcript has 4 exons. Bases 106 to 4749 code for a protein of 1547 amino acids.
CAACAUUAAGACAAGAAUUCAACAUUACUCUUCCAAACUUCAUAACUAGCAUAUAGGGAAUAAUUUAUGAUAUCUUGAAAUAAUUCACAUUCGGCGACAUUCAAAAUGUCUUCCUUGGAGGAAGCUACACUUCCCGCGACUCGCCGCCCAAAAUCAAGAAAAUCAUUAUCCGCAAUACCUGCAGACAAAGAAAAUAUGACGGCGGAACUUGGAGCUCUCACUGGAAAAAGGACUCCAAUCGAGAAGCCAGCAAGAAAGAAGAGGAGUAAGAGUAUAGGCCCUGGCGGGCUAGAUGCACUGAAAGAUACCACUGGCAAUCGUCGCAAGUCUCUGGCUACGAUAGCUCAACCACCUCCCAGAUCCAUCCUAAAACCUACUAUGCCACCUCUCCGUGAGAUUCCGGCGCAUAACCCCAACAAAAAGUCGAGUCCAAAAAAGACCAAAACACCUUCACCACCACUUCCAAGCUCUGAGUUAAUCAAUUUUGGUGUUGACGCUGGCUCAAAGGCAUCAGGCGCCGAAGCACUUGAUGAUCCAUUUCAUAUCGAAAUGCCGAAGACCAACAAUGACAGUCGAGUCGCAUUGCGAACGGAGGAACAGCAGCAAGCUGCUGCUAGAGAGAGGGAGGAGAAGGAAAGAGCUGAUAUGCAGAAAGAAGUUAAUGCUAGACGAGAUGCCCGCCGCAAGUCUCUUGCUAAUCGACGUGUUUCAUUUGCGCCUGAAGCAACACUUCAUACUUGGGAUGUUGUUGUAGAAUAUCAAGAUUCUACCACAUCGUCUAAUUCCACAAAUUCCACCCGCCAGGCCUCGAAUGUCACUGGGGACUCUGUCACUACCCCGCACCAGCAAAAUUCUGGACCACCUAGCUCAGACCCUUCGGAGCCUCCAUCAACACCACCUGAACAAAUCGAAGAUGACACAGCGAGUGGGUCACCAGAACAUCAACGCGACCUACAUCAAAAGAAGCGCCGCAGAAGUUCUGUCAUACCUCCUAUGAAUUUCAAUGACCCCAACGACGCUUUCUCAUCCAGUCCUAUGAGUGGGAGUUCUGUGGGUGCUGAAGAUAUCGAAGAGAAUGAAUUUGCUUCUGAUGAUUCGGAUGAUGAUGACGAUGGGACCCGAAUGACUAUGGAUGGGGGAGAAACAACAAAUAUGUCAAUGGCAUCAGUUCAAUCAGGCUUUAGCGUCGGUUCAGAUACGAUGUUAGAACAAUCUUUAAGGCGAGCUGCAAACCAAGCUGGUACACCAGCAAUGAGUUUCGAUGAACAAGGAGAUACCAAAAUGAGUGAAGACAAUGAGAUCGUUGCCUCCUUUGCUCCAUGGGCGAAGAAGGCCCCUCUAGAAGCACAAGUAGACCAAGAGAAUGUAAAUCCUUUCUCAUCAGCAUCCAAAUCGAAUAUCCAGCAAGAUGCUGAACAAUCAGAUGGAGAAGAGAUGACAAUGGAUAUGGAUAUGACAAGUGCAGUUGGUAGAAUCUUACCAGGUCAAGAACGAGAAGAUGACGAGCUUUCUAUGGAUGUCACUCGUGCUUUCGGUGGCAUUAUUCCCAACAACCAACCUGGAGCAAAACUCAAUCCAGCGGGCCGUUGUCAAAGUACUCGUAGAAUAUCAACAGGUGAAGAGUCGGCAUUCGGAGAACAGACCAUGGACUUGACUGCUGCUAUAGGUGGAAUUCAUGCAGCUCAAGAUGAUGAGGAGGUUUCCGAAGAUGAGGAUAUGAGCAUGGAUUUUACAUCGGCAAUCGGUGGCGUGCUAUCACAGCCACCUGCGGCGAAGAACAAAAGACGAGUAUCGACGGCUUCAAACGCAAAGUCAAGCCAAAAUCGCGAAAGCCUAGAUUCUGCAGCCGGGGAUGAAACGAUGGGAAUGGAUAUGGACAUGGAUAUGACUACUGCGGUGGGUCGUAUCAUACCUCCGACUAUGGACGAGACCGAGGAAAUGGAUAUGGAUGUAACAGUUGGGAUGGAAAUGACCAAGGCUUUAGGUGGUAUUCUUCCACGAUUGAAUGCUGGAGAUCGAAAUCAAGCCAAGAAGAUUAUGGAAAUGGAAACAGAUCUUGGUAGUUCACCAUUUCGAGUAGAUGUUCCCGCCAAUUCUCCACCAAAGCCCGUUAACCAUAAUGCUUUGAUCGCGGCACCAGAAAGUCGCAGCCCAAGCUUUACAGCCGGAUUCAAAGGAAAAGGUCUUCGUAGAAGCAUGGAUCGAAUCUCUACAACGCCCAAGUCUACACCAAAGUCUAAGAUGUUAACGCCAGUCAAGAAACCUACCACUCCACAAAAACAGCUCACUCCACAACCUGCUCAACCAUCUCAUCCUGGCAAAACUCCACCAUCCAAAAACAUCCUCAUGCGUACAGGAUCGCCAAAGAGACUUUUCAAGCCUGACCUCAAAGAAUCAUCUUCUACUCCUCGUACAACUCCAAUUAAAAAACAAACACCCAAUAAGUUAUUCAAGCAAGACAGCAAUACCGGCCUUGCAACACCUAACUUUAUACUAACACCGCAAAAACGAUUGUCUACUGGCAUUGGUCUCGAUAGAAUAGGACUGGGGUCACCAAAAGUUGCUGCAUUGCUAGACCGACGCGGAUCGAUUGGAGAACAGGCACGAUCAUUUACACCUACCCAGCCAGCUGAUCUGAAUCGUGGUGUACGAUUCCAAGAUCCUCGUAUCAUGGAAGCGGAAGUUGACAGGGAGCGAGAAUUAGAAGAAGAUAGAGAAAAUGGACGUAAGAUAAUGGAGCGUGAAGCGGAUCAAGGUGAAGGAGAAGAAAAAGACGCAACUCUGAACCUCAAGGAAAUGAUCAGCAGUCUAACUCCUAAGAAGAAGUCAAUGAAAGGCCGCAAGAGUUUACAUGCUGGUGCUGCAAUCGGACUUUUGGGCAAACGACCCGCUGAGUUGGAUGAGGAUGAUUCAGAUUCAGAUGAGAGUGGUAUGAAGCGACUGAGAAAUCAUCAGGGCAGUCCUGUGAAGAAUGUCCAUCUCCAAGGGCCACCCACUAAGGAACAAACAACAACUGGUCGUCUAACCCGGUCGAGCCGAAAGAGUAUGGAAGAUUCGACUGUUCCUUCUAUCACUCCUACUCUCACUACUUCGCCCAUCAGGGACACAAUUACCACACCACAUGAUCAAGGACGUUUCAAAGAUGCGGAAGCCAAUUUGGCUGAGCCUGUGGCAAUUCCGUUCAAGGAGACAGAACCAGUCGAAUAUCCAAAACUACCCGAGGAAACCUUGGACAAUGAGCGCAUACAGUUACAGGAUUUCUUAAAUAUGACAAGUAUUCGAUUCAUGGAAUUGACAACUACCAAACGAAGACAUACAAUUGCACCAAAACGGUCUAGCGAUGGACCGAUAAGGAAUCGACUGUCCGAUCAAGCCAAGGUUUCACUUGAAGAUUGUGUUGCGGCGGGUGCUGCUACCAUUCCUAUGCUUGAGUUAUUCCAGCAUGCUUGUCAUGAACUCAAAAAGUAUAUAUCAGAUGGUCGAAAAACAGUUCGCGAGAUCGAGAGUGAAACCUUCGAGGAGAACCCUCCACUAUUCCGUGAAUAUAUUUCUGCGCCGGCUGAUAUGAAGGUUGUCAUGGACAAUCAACUCAAGAAUGUCAAGACGCAUUCCCGUCUUCUCAGUAAAGGUAUGUGGUAUGAUUGGCGAUCAACAUUACUUGAGACUGUUAAGGAUGAACUCGUUAGAAGUGCUGAAGGCAUGAUCAAUGAUGAAGAAAUCCUGGACAAACAACAAGCACUACUAGAUGCUGUGCUUCCAAAGAUGGUCAAACGAGCUCAGCAACUUCAACAUGAGGAGACCAACCUGAAGACUGCUGCUGAAGAAAUUGCUAGCUGUGAUCCUGACGAGCUCAGUGAAGCUCGACAGCAGCUGAUCAUUGUUGAAGCUGAUGUUGAUGCAAAAAGGCACAUGAUUGAGGAAUUGAAGAAACAACUUCAAGCAAAAGAAAUUGAAAUUGAAGGUGGCACUGCAAAAAAGGCAACAUUCCUGGAAGAAAUUCGUGAAGCGGAAAAGAUUCGAGAGGAGUGCCGAGGUUGGAGUUCGAGCGAGCUUAGUAAUCUUAAAGCAAAAGUGGAUGCUCUUGAAAAGAAGCAUGGUUGGACUAUCACCGGUGUCUCUGGAACAACGACUUCAAUGACUUAUCGAAAGGAGAUUGAACUUGUAUUCGACGCAGCUGCAUUCAAGUCAAAUGCUUCGAGCAAGACCCAAAAGCCAGAAAAUUCAAGAAUCGAUCUUUGGUACAUCGCCGCCAAUCGUGAAUACAAUCCAUUAACCCUCACCCCCGAAAAGGAAUUUCUCCUUCAAUGCAUCCGUGAUCACGUUCGAGGAUUACCACAAUCAGAAACCGAAAUCAAGACUCUGCUCAAUUCUGUUAGCGUAGCCUGGAACAAAGCCGCAAGAGUGGUGGAUGAUAUUUAUCUACUUAAUAUUAUUUGCCCAACUGUUGUCACCAAAACAUCGGAUAACUCUAUCCUCGUCAAGUCAAAGUUAUUGAUUGCGGCUCUUAAUACAAAGGUCGAAUUAGCUUUCAGUCUCAUUAGUCACAGCACGGAAGAAGGAUUUGAUGUGGAGAUUUCCCCAGUUGCAAAAGUAAUUUAUGGGGAAAGGUUUAAUGAACCGAAGAUGAGGGAGUUCCUUCUUAAUAGACUAGGCAAUUAUGCUAAGGAGAAGGGAGAUGGAACUAAUGUUUCUUGGGGCUCAGCGGUAGCUGAGUUGGGGGAUAAAUUAUUGGCGAGGGGAAGAAAGUAAGAUGUAUAGGAUCGAGAUUUUAUGUUCUGAGUUUUGAUUCAGCGAUGGUUAUCUAGUCUCGAUGAGUUUAAUGAUGAUUAUGAAAAUGGGGAUUUGAUAUCCAUGGAGUAAGGGGUUAAUGUUUAUGUGGUAGCGUAGGAUAUUUUAUAGGAUUUUGAGGAUGAAAGCUUGAUGCUUGUCUCUGUUUAUGAUUAAUUUUUGUCUACUUGUUGAUUUGAAUUUUAUGAUUCUACUAGACGGACCUGGUCUUUGUACCGUUCUGAUGAUUGACUUUCAUUCCUCUCUUGUGAAAUUUGGGCUUUGUAUCACACGGUAUGGCGAGGUUAGCUUAGCAAAUGGAGAUUCACCGCCUUUGUCUUUGCGGAUCAAGGUGGUUUGU